AUGUUCCGCGAGGAGUUCCUGUUCUGGCGCGACGACCUCCGCGUGCGGCUGGACCGGCCGCUCGGCCACGGCUUCUUCGGGAUGGUGUUCUUGGGCGAGCUGGCCCGCGGCGGCGCGGCCACGCGCGUCGCCGUCAAGACGCACGGCGAGGCGGCGUCGGCGGACGAGAUCCUGCAGUUCCUGAAGGAGGCGGCGCUCAUGCAGAACAUCAACUGCCACCACGUGGUCCGCCUCCUGGGCGUCGUGGGCGACUACGCGCCCGUCUACGUGGUGAUGGAGCUGAUGGAGGAGGGCGACCUCAGGUCCUUCCUCAAGAGGCGCUCCAUCCCGCACUUCCAGCUGGUGGAGAUGGCGGUGCAGGCGGCGGACGGGAUGGCGUACCUGGCGGCGCAGAAGCUGGUGCACCGCGACCUGGCAGCCAGGAACUGCAUGCUCGACCACAACCUCACGCUCAAGGUCGGCGACUUCGGCCUCACCAGGAACCUCAAGUCGGACUACUACAGGAAAGAAGGCCAGGGCAUCCUGCCGGUGAAGUGGAUGGCGCCCGAGAGCCUGCAGUUCAGCGUGUACAGCACCCAGAGCGACGUGUGGAGCUACGGCGUCCUCCUGUGGGAGAUGGCCACCAGGGGCCUCACGCCCUACAAGAACCGCACCAACGACGAGGUGAUCCGCCUCGUGGUGGAGAAGUACGCCACCCUGGGGCGCCCCAGGGACUGCCCGGCGCCGCUGCAGAGGGUCAUGAGGCGCUGCUGGCGCUACGAGGCCAGGGAGAGGCCCAGCUUCCUCGCCAUCACCAAGUUCCUCCUCAAGCACACGUCGCCGGAGUUCCAGCAGCGCUUCGAGCAGGUGUCCUUCUACCACAGCCGCGGCAGCGACUACUCCAGGUACCAGAGGAGCGAGACCUGUGGCUUCAUGUCGGCGCGAGAGAGCGACGACGAGGAUUCGGACGACCUGACCUUGCACGCCUCCUCGGACCUCGACGACGUCGGAGCGGCGGAGAAGGACCCGAGCCAUCACAGGAGCCCCGACGGGAGUCCCCGAGCAAGGGCGAGCGAGAGGAAAGGGCGCAGGGGCGACGGAGGCGAGGCGAGGGCGCGGCGGGGCACCGCGGGAGCCGCAGAGGGGCGGGGAGCGUUCGGGGACCACAAGUACAUGAACUUCAGCUCCGACGAUCUGCGUCUGACCGCGUCCAGGCUGCUCGGGCGGAGGACGCAGACGCCCAGCGGCCUCGCGGACAGGGCUCUGCCGCAGCGCGCCCGUCUGCCCACGCUGGUGAUCCCGCAGGAGCGGGGGCUGCCCCCCAGCUGCAGUCCGGACGCCGAGCCCGGGCAGGGGGGCCCUCACUCCGGCCACAACCCCCAAAGUGGGCCCCCAGCCCCCGCAGCGGGGAUCCUGCGCCUGCGCCCCAGAUGCCCUGUGCCCCGCCCGCCCGCCCUCUCCCCCCCCCGCCCGAGCCCAGCCCGGGACCCUCGCCGAUUCGGAACCCGCCCGCCCACGUCAGCCUCACCCAACCCUUAA
Penaeus monodon (black tiger shrimp) is the source of this 1518-nucleotide messenger RNA. RefSeq names its product insulin-like growth factor 1 receptor. Gene Ontology annotation, biological process: multicellular organism development; protein phosphorylation; positive regulation of kinase activity. The transcript is spliced from 8 exons. NCBI's taxonomy places the organism in Eukaryota, Metazoa, Arthropoda, Malacostraca, Decapoda, Penaeidae. The coding region runs from base 1 to 1518 and encodes 505 amino acids. Gene Ontology annotation, cellular component: signaling receptor complex. The record is from RefSeq and is a predicted model, not a curated record. Gene Ontology annotation, molecular function: ATP binding; transmembrane receptor protein tyrosine kinase activity.